Molecule: messenger RNA, 1005 nt
Organism: Meyerozyma guilliermondii ATCC 6260
Lineage: Eukaryota; Fungi; Ascomycota; Pichiomycetes; Serinales; Debaryomycetaceae
Product: phosphatase
Exons: 1
Coding region: 1-1005 (334 amino acids)
Cellular component (GO): plasma membrane
Molecular function (GO): phosphoprotein phosphatase activity
Source: RefSeq, a predicted model, not a curated record
AUGGAUAAACUUCUCUCAUCGUUCUUCUGCUGCUCGGUUGACACAAAAGACGACACAGACGACCGAUACCACCGGCAAUCGUCCCGCAAGUCCAACGUGACAGACACCAAUUCCAAUUCGGGGAAGUCCCCGUCGCCCCGAAGGUCGAAGAAUAGCCUGGGAACAACAGCUAAGAACACCACUAGCACAAAGCCGACUCUGGCGACAGAAAACGGCAAGCAUCAAGUUGAUAUCCUGAAGGAGGAGCAUUCAGUCAAUGAUACCGACACCAUGGCUAAUACGAACGAAUCCAACCCUAACACUCCUAUAGGUACCAACAAGACUGUUGCUGAUGUGGGCAAUAAGACUGACGAGUCCGACGAUAUAAACGUUGAAGGUCAGACCGACGACCUGAGCUCGUUUAUGGACCUCACCAAAAUGCAAGAAGGGCAAAAAUACGACGAGGAAUCCGGAUGGCUUUUGGGUAUCCAGCCCAAAGAGUUCAAAGGAAAGAAAUGUCUCAUUCUUGAUUUGGAUGAGACCUUGGUCCAUUCGUCCUUCAAGUACUUGAGAACAGCAGAUUUUGUCAUCCCAGUGGAGAUUGACAAUCAGAUACAGCAUGUUUAUGUGAUAAAGCGGCCUGGUGUAGACGAGUUUCUCAAGAAAGUGGGCCAGUGGUUUGAAGUGGUUGUUUUUACGGCUUCAGUUCUGAAGUAUGGAAAUCCACUUUUGGACAAAUUGGAUAUUCACAAGUCUGUUCACCAUCGUCUUUUCCGUGACUCUUGCUACAUUUAUCAAGGCAAUUUCAUCAAGAACUUAUCCCAGAUUGGCCGGCCUUUGAGUGAGUCGAUAAUCAUUGAUAAUUCGCCUGCUUCGUACAUCUUUCAUCCCCAACAUUCUAUUCCAAUCUCCAGUUGGUUCAGCGAUACGCAUGACAACGAAUUGAUUGAUUUAUUACCAUUCUUGGAAGAUAUCUCCAAGCCUAAUGUUGAUGAUGUGGGACUCGUUCUAGAUAUCACCCAGUAG